ACCGCCCUUCAUGGCUGCUGCUGCUCCUGAAGAGCUCCCGACUCUCAGCCUCUGGGACCAAAUCUGCGCAGAAUUUGAAGCAAAGGAGCCGCUUCAUCCUGACCAUCCUGACCAUGAUGAAGAGAAGCGGAAGUCUGUGCUGGAUGAGAAAGAGGAACUUGAUCUUACCCUUCAGACUCCUUUGACCGCAGAAUCCACGCCACCUUUGAGUGGGGAGCAGAGCAAGUCACCCAGCAUUGAGGAAUUGGCGUCUCAAAAGACCCCUUCUCUCCUUUUCCUGCCGCUGACUCCUGAGCUGCCUGAUCUAAAAACAUGUUCUCCACGAGAAUUCUUAGAAAACUACAUCUUUCCGGAGCUUCUGCCAGGGAUGGCGGAACUGUUACAUCAGGCUAAGAAGGAAAAAUGUUUUGAGAGAAAAAGAACAAAAUUUAUUGCCCUCGAUUUCCUCACCGAAUGGUUAUACAACCAUAACCCAAAGAGGAAAGAUGAGCCGUUUGUAGAGUUCUUUGAGAUCCCUUUCGUGAAGGAUUGGUUAAAGGACCAUCCUAGGCCACCGAUUCCUCUGUCUCUGCUACUAACAGAGGAAGAAGCAGGCAACAUCAUCCAAUCAUUCUGGAGAGGUUAUCGGGUCCGCUGUGAGCCUGAGGUUCAAGAACUACGCCAGUGGCAAAAACAUUUGCGGGAGACCAAGAAUAUUAUCAAGCGGGUUCGGGAAUUCUGGGCCAAGCAAGAAAAAAAAGUGGGAACCAAGCUGGAGGACUCCGUAGAGCCCACCCCAGUUCGCUCAAAAAUUUCACUGGCGGAAACCUCAGAGAACACGGAGAUCGAGGAGGAGAAACCCCAGGAGAUCACGGAGGAGAAACCCAAGGAGAAACCCCCCCAUGUCUGGCCGUGCCUUUAGAGAGUGCAACGUAGGUGAAAUUCUAGGCAUCAACUUGCUA
Molecule: messenger RNA, 941 nt
Organism: Elgaria multicarinata webbii
Lineage: Eukaryota; Metazoa; Chordata; Lepidosauria; Squamata; Anguidae
Gene: IQCK
Product: IQ motif containing K
Exons: 9
Coding region: 11-901 (296 amino acids)
Source: RefSeq, a predicted model, not a curated record